Brassica napus (rape) is the source of this 1471-nucleotide messenger RNA. Its product is annotated as pro-resilin. NCBI's taxonomy places the organism in Eukaryota, Viridiplantae, Streptophyta, Magnoliopsida, Brassicales, Brassicaceae. Bases 159 to 1289 code for a protein of 376 amino acids. The record is from RefSeq and is a predicted model, not a curated record. Gene Ontology annotation, molecular function: RNA binding. The transcript has 9 exons.
GGUCGUGCAACGUGUGUGACUGUAAAUAUCAGAGUGACGAUUGCAUCAGAUAGCUCUCUCUCAGGGCGUAAAAGGAAAGAGACGAAGCCGUACAAAAGAGGGCUCUUCCACCAUCUCCGUACCAUCUGAAUCUUCUACUCUCUCUCUCUCCCUCGAAGAUGGAGAAGUAUGACCGUGUGGUGAAGAAGAAGGAGGAGAGGACGAUUGAUGCGAACGAGAUUCGUAUCACUAGCAUGGGCAGGGCACGGAACUACAUCACCUAUGCCAUGACUCUUCUUCAAGAAAAAGGGUCGACUGAAGUUGUGUUCAAGGCAAUGGGAAGAGCUAUCAACAAGACUGUGAACAUUGUGGAGCUGAUUAAGAGAAGGAUCCCUGGUCUUCAUCAGAACACAUCUAUUGGAUCCACCGAUAUAACAGACACAUGGGAACCUAAAGAGGAAGGCCUUCUACCUAUUGAGACCACAAGGCAUGUUUCCAUGAUAACCAUUAUCCUAUCCACGAAAGAGCUUAAUACAUCCUCUGUUGGGUAUCAGUGCCCAAUUCCUAUUGAGAUGGUGAAGCCUUUAGGCGAUAUCGACUAUGAAGGAGGAGAGGGUUCACCUGGUGGCAGAGGCAGAGGAAGGGGAAGAGGAAGAGGGAGGGGAAGAGGUGGCAGAGGAAAUGCAUAUGUGAACGUUGAGUAUGAAGAUGGAGGUUGGGAACGUAACCAGUCUUAUGGUAGAGGAAGAGGCCGUGGCAGAGGACGCAGCAGUCGUAGUCGAGGAAGAGGAGGGUACAAUGGUCCUCAAAAUGAGUAUGAUGCACCAAAAGAUGGAGGUUACGGUUAUGAUGCUACUCAUGAACACCGUGGAUAUGAUGAUCAUGGUGGUUAUGAUGGUCCUCAUCAGGGCCGAGGUGGUUACAAUGGUCGUCAGGGCCGUGGUGGUUAUGAUGGUCCUCGUCAUGGUCGCGGUGGUUACAAUGAUCGUCAGGGCCGCGGUGGUUAUGAUGGUCCUCGUGAGGGCCGUGGUGGUUAUGAUGGUCCUCAUCAGGGUCGCGGUGGUUACAGUGGUCGUCAGGGUCGUGGUGGUUAUGAUGGUCCUCAUCAGGGCCACGGUGGUUACGACGAUUCUCAUCAGGGCCCUGGGGGUUAUGAUGGUCCUCAGGGUAGUGGUGGUUACGAUGCUCCUCCGCAGGGCCGUGGGCGUGGACGUGGAAGGGGAGGUCGUGGAAGAAGUCGAGGAGGUCGUGGUGUUGGUGGUGGUUUCAACAACAGCUCAGAUGGACCAACAAACCAGGCAGUCGCUUGAGACAUGCGAGUGAGGUUUCUGUUGCACAAACAUAAAAUGAAAAAAAGCCAAGUCGUUGGAUGUUUUUUUUCUUCUAUCUCCUUGCUCUCUUCUCUCUAUAUGUUUGUUUAUGUCCAUCAAGACGACAUGCUUGCCAUAAAUGUAUCUUUUUUUUUAUCAAUUGAUUUCUUUAGUUUGUGACA